Molecule: messenger RNA, 1077 nt
Organism: Rhodotorula toruloides NP11
Lineage: Eukaryota; Fungi; Basidiomycota; Microbotryomycetes; Sporidiobolales; Sporidiobolaceae
Exons: 2
Coding region: 1-1077 (358 amino acids)
Source: RefSeq, a predicted model, not a curated record
AUGCCCGCAACCCUCGUAACGCUCCCUACUGAGCUCCUCAUCCUCAUCAUUCGACUCUCCCUCCCUCCCGACUCCCUCGUCCUCGAUGCCGCCCAGCUCCGGCGUGACGCUCUCCUAGCCAUCUCCUUCGUCAACAAGCGCAUUCGCCAUCUGACGAAGCCUCUCCUUCGCGAGACAGUCAUCCUUCGCUCGACCACCGAAGGCAAGGCAGUGCGAGGCGCCUCGAGAAAGCUGCGCGCCCAGGCUCGAUCGGUCGUGCUCGCCAUCCCACACGAGCCUUCGACGUACUUGGAGAUGACCGGAUUAGCCAUAGUCGAGACGCUCCCGUCAGUCCGACACGCCUCCAUCGCUGGCUACUGGAUCGGGUUUCCGCUUGGAGAGACCAGCCCGCUCCGCCGCCUGAAGACUCUACGCCUUGCCAACAGCAUUUUCAACGUCACGCUGGCGUAUCCUUUGCGAGCAUUCGCACUGUCGCACCUCGCACUUGUCGGCCUCAUCCGCGAGCCGCCUGGCUUCCACGAGUUCAUUCGCCCCGAAAACCUCCCGGCCCUUCGAUACCUUCGCGUUUCCGGAGGAGCAGACGCCGCCAUCGUCUUGUGGGCCGCUGAGCUGCUCGAACAGCUUACCGCAUGCCAGGUCGGCCUUUGUGUAUCUACAGGAUGGAGUCAGUCGCACAGGCGUUACGCGAAAGGCCUUGUGCAGGAGUUCAGCUCCGCCCUCGAUAAGACGCUGUUCGAGUUGACGACGGCCAUCAACGACGAACCUCAGCCGGACAAGAUACGCUACCUCCUUCUUACUGGCCAACGGAGGUCCGAUGCACUCUCGCAGCUUCUGGCCAUGACUCCGUUAGUCCUCACCUCAGUCUUCACCUCGCUCGACGCCAUCUUCAUCCCUCGCCAGUAUCACAACCAAUCCACCGAACCAACCAGCAGCAUUUCCGACGUGUCAGCAGGCGGACUUUUUGGGGAGCUCGAGCGCGCACGCGCAAAAGUCGUUUGGAUCGAGGACUCGGAGGCGGACUUCGUCCUGCCGGACUUUGAGCGGUACCUUGCGGAAAAGGAGCGGGAGGCGGCGUAG